Tinamus guttatus (white-throated tinamou) is the source of this 1392-nucleotide messenger RNA. NCBI's taxonomy places the organism in Eukaryota, Metazoa, Chordata, Aves, Tinamiformes, Tinamidae. The record is from RefSeq and is a predicted model, not a curated record.
AUGAGGCUGCAGUGCUGUCCGGUGCCCGAUACAACCUGGGGUAGCAGCUCUGGGAUGGGAGCUGCUCAAGGGCCACGUCCGCUCGCCCUCUUUCCUCAGUGGAAGCUGGGGCAUUACGAUGUCGUCGUAGGAGUGUUGUCAGCCCGGCACAACCAUGAGCUGCGCAGCGUCAUCAGGGACACGUGGUUCAAGCACUUGAAACAACAUCCUGCGCUGAGCCAACGUGUCCUUGUGAAGUUUAUAAUAGGUGCGCACGGUUGUGCUGUGCCAGUGGAGGACAGAGAAGAUCCCUACUCCUGCAAGCUCCUCAACAUCAGUAACCCAGUUUUAAAUCAGGAAAUAGAGGCGUUCAGCCUCCCGGCGGACAAACCUUCCGUGCUCUCUGAGGACAGGAUUGUCAGUGUGAACUUCCGUGUGCUUUACCCCAUUGUCAUUACCAGCCUUGGGGUAUUUUAUGAGGCCGAUGGUUUGGGAUUCCAGCGGAACAUCACUGUAAAACUGUACCAGGCAGAGCAUGAGGAGGCUCUCUUCAGCGCUCGCUUCAGCCCCCCGAGCUGUGGAGUGCAGGUGAACAGACUGUGGUACAAGCCAGUGGAGCAGUUCAUUUUGCCUGAGAGUUUUGAAGGUACCAUUGUGUGGGAAAGCCAGGAUCUUCAGGGCCUUGUUUCGAGAAACCUUCAGAAAGUGAUAGUGAAUGAUGGAGGAGGGGUAUUCAGAGUCACCACAGCAGGGGAAGGGUCAUUGCCACAUGAAUUCACAGAAGGUGUGGAGGGAAUAGCAGGUGGUUUCAUCUACACUGUUCAGGAGGGUGAUGCUCUUCUAAAAAGCCUGCAUACUCGCCCUGAAAGGUUUGCAAGUCAUAUAAAAAAUCUUGAAAAAGAAGAUGCUUUAUUGAAAGAAGAAAGCCGUGUCUAUGACGAUAUAGUUUUUGUAGAUGUUAUUGACACUUACAGAAAUGUUCCAGCCAAACUGCUGAACUUCUACCGAUGGACGGUUGAAUCAACAAGCUUUGAUUUGUUGCUGAAGACGGAUGAUGACUGUUACAUUGAUCUGGAGGCUGUUUUUAACAGGAUAACGCAGAAAAACCUGGACAGGCCAAACAUUUGGUGGGGAAAUUUCAGACUAAACUGGGCAGUUGAUCGAACUGGGAAGUGGCAAGAACUGGAGUACCCGAGUCCCGCGUAUCCAGCCUUUGCCUGCGGGUCUGGCUACGUCAUCUCCAAAGACAUCGUCCAGUGGCUGGCCAGCAACUCCCAAAGGUUAAAGACGUACCAGGGUGAAGAUGUGAGCAUGGGCAUCUGGAUGGCAGCUGUAGGACCCAAGCGAUACCAAGUAAGUCUGCAGAAAGUCUCUGAGCUUAUAGGAGGAGAACAUGACUAUUGUUCUAAGUAG